AUGGCCUCAGCAGGCUCCUGGCACCACCUGGACAGGGAAAUGAAUCAUCUCAUCUUCCUAUUUAUCAGUCUGAUCACCCUGUCACAUCAUACUGUUGGCUCGAAUACUGUUCCAGGGUUGUUCCUUGUCGGAUGUGACAGUGACAGAUUUAUACUCCAGGCUGGAGAUGAUCUUAUCAUUCCCUGUUACUUUUACUCACAAAACGAGCCCCAACUCAUCACCGUCCAAUGGGAGAAACUGGGAGCUGGCAGAUUGGUUCAACGUUACCAGAUCAACAAGACCUUCUUUGACCAACUGGAUCCAGACUAUCGAAACCGAGCGCAGAUGUUUGAGAAAGAGAUUGCAGAAGGCAAUGUCUCCCUGAGGUUAGAUAAUGUGCGUCUGUCUGAUGCAGGGACAUACCGACUCAAUGUCAAUGCUACCUCAGGAGCUGGUCACAAGGAUAUCACUAUCCAGGUGGGAGCCAUUGGCCGUUCUCCCAGAUUUUACUCAUUUGUCACAAAGAAGAACGACUCAGUGUUGGUUUGUGAGUCCACAGGCUGGUAUCCUGUACCGAAUGUGACCUGGCAAAACCCCGCGUGGCGGAACAUCACCAAAUCUUCCCAGACCCAUGAGACAGACAGCAGAAAUGGCACAGUCCGGGUACGUAGUGCCAUGACCUUCCCCACUGGCUCCAAAGGCAGUUACACCUGCACAAUCUGGAACCCACUACUGUACCAGGGCAUCUCUUCCACUUAUACACUGCCUGCUAUAGGCUAUGGUCCGUACAUCCAAUCGUGGGUAACAGGAGGUGGGCGCUCGGUGCUGACCUGCCAGUCCUCGGGCUGGUACCCCACUCCGGAGGUCAGCUGGCACAAUGACCUGGGUGACACCAUGACACGGUUCCUGCUCACUGAGCUGACCAACAGCACUGAUGGGAGUGUGUCUGUGAAGAGCUCACUCAAACUGAAGGCUGGGCUGAGUGGGAACUACACCUGCACCAUCUGGAACCCAGUGUUGGAACAAGGAUUGUUUCACCGUUUCACUGUCCUGACGUCCCGGUAUAAAGAGAUCCGGUCACACUGGUACGCAGCCGGUGCCAUUGUUUCCACUGCCGUCCUGGUCGUGGCAGCGGUGAUCAAAGCAAAGACCUUCAUCAGGCAGAUAAAGAAGGACAGGAAAGCUCACACUGCCUAUUCACCAGCUGAGUGAGGAGGCGGAGAAAUGAAGGAAAUUCGAGAACAUUCCAGAACAUGGUGUGACCAGUCAGAGAGAUUCAGGCAGUCUCACCCUGGACCUCCCGAACAAGAAACCAGCAGCAAUGGCUGAUUGUAAUAGAGAGAAUAUUACACUUUAACAGAAUAAAUAUCUAUUGUUUAUCGUGAA
Messenger RNA from Chiloscyllium plagiosum (whitespotted bambooshark), 1365 nucleotides. Lineage: Eukaryota; Metazoa; Chordata; Chondrichthyes; Orectolobiformes; Hemiscylliidae. The record is from RefSeq and is a predicted model, not a curated record.